Drosophila subobscura is the source of this 696-nucleotide messenger RNA. RefSeq lists its product as uncharacterized. The transcript is spliced from 2 exons. Bases 57 to 425 code for a protein of 122 amino acids. The record is from RefSeq and is a predicted model, not a curated record. Lineage: Eukaryota; Metazoa; Arthropoda; Insecta; Diptera; Drosophilidae.
UUCAUUGUCGAAUCAUUCUCAAACGAAUCACUUUUCGAAGCGCUCUUCCAACGAAAAUGAAUCAGAACAAAAACGAACUCCCAGGAAAGGGACCGAAGCCGCGCUCCAAUGAGGACUACAUCAGAAUCAGGUUGGCCAAGAAGCACAGCAAGAGGUCCUUCGAUUCGUCCGAACAUCAAAUGAACCCGCAGUCGCUGGGCUCGGGCCAGGGCCGAGCCAUGGGAAUGGGCCCAUGCCCACUGCUGCCCGCACCGCUGGACAUUGCAGCGAUGAUGUCGCUGCCGCCAGUGCCAAAGCUGGCACUGCCCCAGCAAUUCCAGACUUUUGGUCAGCCGUUGCCAGUCGCCUCCACAGUGGAUGCGCCCCUAGAUAUGGAAACGUCACCAACUUAUGACCAGCAGCCAGAACCGAUGGAUUGGAUGUAGAGUCCACCUCCACAACACACUGUCCCACACUGAAAACAAUUGAAGACAAGAAGCCACCGCUGCAACCGCUCUGGACACGCACAAGACAAGACUCUGUCCAACAUUGGCCACCAGAAGCAUCCUCCCAAUCGAUGCGUCUUGGUUGACGGAUCUCUGGGCCUCUACACCUCUACACAAUUAAAGGACCAACAUCUGCCAGGACAAUUCCCAUCGUCGAAUUCAUUAUACAAAUGUACAACUUUUGGCAUGGGGAAUAUGGCAGCAAUAAAUA